CCACAAAGAAGUCCACGCAUCUGUUGAUAAGCAGUGCUCUGCAUACUGGGUGCCCGAAUGCUUAUAGCUGCUUGCUGAAACCGUGAAGCUUCUGUCUGAGCCUUGAGAUCGUAGGACGAAAAUUUUGCCAAGAGCCUUGCUGGUUUUAAUCCUUAGAUGUUGGCUGUCAGGGUUUGCCUCUGCCUGCAGAACCUCUCUGUACUGAUGCAAGCACAGCCUUGGAAUCUAGCAGUAAACUGAUUUUUUUUCUGCUCUACUGCUUGGUGCAGUGACUGAAACCUGGUAGAGAGGGAUUGCAGUUGGGUCUCUUGUGAGGAUUAAGCACCCCUUGCACUUGCCUGGACGCCUCCCGUGUUACAGAAUCCACCUUCAGGUCCAGGGAUUUCCUGUAAUAUGUUGGAUAAAGCCAAGACACUUCAGCCUGCCUAUGUCGGGAUUGUGCCGCUUGCAGAGACUGUGUCAAAGCAAGGGAAGAGCUGUUCAAGCACAUAUCAGGAUUCAUACCACAGCUUACGAGAAGUGCUGCAGUUGAAGCUCCAGCAGCGACGCACGCGGGAGGAGCUGGUGAGCCAAGGGAUCAUGCCGCCUCUGAAAAGUCCAGCUGCAUUUCAUGAACAAAGAAAGAGUUUGGAGCGGGCCAGGACAGAGGACUAUCUGAAACGCAAAAUCCGGUCCCGGCCAGAGAGAUCAGAGCUGGUUAGGAUGCACAUUCUGGAAGAGACCUCAGCUGAACCCUCCUUGCAGGCUAAGCAGCUGAAGCUGAAGAGAGCCAGACUGGCAGAUGACCUCAAUGAGAAGAUAGCGCAGAGGCCAGGGCCCAUGGAGCUGGUGGAGAAGAACAUCUUGCCUGUGGAAUCAAGCCUGAAGGAAGCUAUUAUUGUCGGACAGGUGAACUAUCCAAAGGUUGCAGACAAUUCCUCCUUUGAUGAGGACAGCAGUGAUGCCCUCUCCCCAGAACAGCCAGCCAGCCAUGAGUCCCAAGGCUCUGUCCCAUCGCCGAUGGACUCCCGGAUUUGUGAGCCUCUCCCUAGCAACACUGGUACAUCACUAGCUCAGGGUUCAUCCCAGUUGCAGAUUAGCACAGACUCCAGUGAAACUCCUUUCCUACCUGAGCAGCCACCUCCACCACUGCCACCUCCACCUCUUCUGCCCGCUAGUCUUACCAAUGGAGUGGCUCUUACUGCUGCCAAGCCCCCACCAACACUCAUUAAGCAAAGCCAGCCCAAGUCUGCUAGUGAGAAGUCUCAGCGCAGUAAAAAAGCCAAGGAGUUGAAGCCGAAAGUCAAGAAGCUUAAAUAUCAUCAGUAUAUUCCCCCGGACCAAAAGCAGGACAAGGGAGCUCCUCCCAUGGAUUCAUCCUAUGCCAAAAUACUGCAGCAACAGCAGCUCUUUCUCCAGCUUCAGAUCCUCAACCAGCAGCAGCAGCACUACAACUAUCAGACCAUCCUGCCAGCCCCACCUAAGCCUCCAGGAGAGCAGCAGAGUGGUGCCAGUGCCCCUGCUGUACGAAAUCUCUCUGCCACAGUCAGCAGCACAUCUUCAGUAUCUUCUGGUUCCAGUGGUCUGAUGAGACAAAACAGUAACGCUGCAGUGGGCAAGCCUGGCCCUCUCCCUGCCAACCUGGAUGAGAUGAAGGUAGCAGAGCUGAAGCAAGAACUGAAGUUGAGGGCCUUGCCUGUCUCGGGCACAAAGACGGAUCUCAUUGAGCGUCUCCGAGCUUACCAAGAGCAGAAUGGUGCAGCUGGCCAAACAACCCCCACUCCCAAGCCCAGCACAUCAGCCGUCCUCCCUAAAGCUGCUGAAGUGGUGGUGGCCUUCCCAACUGCCAGGCUGAGCACAGGGCCAGCCCUGGUCACCACUGGCAUUGCACCAGCAGAAGUAGUUGUGGCCACAGUUACUGGUGGAGGCAUGAUGAAAUUUGAGAGCACAGGCUCAACUCCUCCUGUUUCUCCAACUCCUUCUGAGCGCUCGCAGAUGAGUACAGGGGAUGAAAACUCGGGCACUGGAGAUACCUUUGGAGAGAUGGUGACUUCACCUCUGACCCAGCUCACCUUGCAGACAUCUCCAGUGCAGUUCCUGGUGAAGGAAGAAAGCUCCAAGUUUGCCUCCUGCAGCGUAAAUGCGGCACCCAGGUCAGAGCGGUGUAAUGCUGGCAACAGCAGGGAUGCAGAAGUUAGGGACAAAGACCAGAUGCUGCAGGAGAAGGAUAAGCAGAUAGAGGAGCUCACUCGCAUGCUGAAACAGAAGCAGCAGCUGGUGGAAAUGCUUAGGCUACAGCUGGAGCAGGAGAAGCGAUCUCAGCAGUCACAGCCAGCUCCAACAGCCACAGAAGAAGGAACAGCUGUCGCCUCCAAACCAGGAGCAUGUGGCAUCCAGGUCAAGAGUGAAGAUGGUUUCCUGAGUUGCCAGUCUGCGAAGCAAUCCAGUGGCCAAACAGACCAAUGCAGCCCUGCACCAACUGCUAGCCAAAUGGACACUUCGAAUCCAAGCCCAGUGCCAAAGAAAGCCGUGACAGUGAAGCAGGAGGUGCCAGCCACGGAAGCAGAGCCGCCGUGCCAGUCCCACAGCCCGUGGCUUUUCCUCGGCCAGCAAGGGAGCGCCCUCAUCAAGGGCACCCCUCCCCCCACCCUCAUCACUGACUCCACAGGGACCCACAUCGUCCUCACCGUGACCAAGCAGAGCGCCGAGAGGCAGGGCCUCUCUCCCCACUGGAUGGCAGGGAGCAGCUGCCCACCCUCGCAGAGCAUACAAUCAUCACCCGCUAAAACUUCCAGCCAACUGCCGUGUCAGGUACCUGCAAACACCCCUCAGCAGCCCACGCAGCAGCAGCCCAGAGGACCAAACCAGUCUAAGUCCUCAUCGCAGCCUAGCUCUCCUGCUGCCCCUUCCCCCUCCCAGAUGGACCUGGAGCAGCAACAGCACACGCCGCUUUUUGGAACUCCUCCACCUCCUCUUCCGGUUCCCUCGGUCCCAAUGAAAGAGUCACCACCAGGCUAUGAAGAGGCCGUGAAGCAACAGCCAAAGGCCCAGGAGAAUGGCUCUUCCAGCCAGCAGAUGGACGAUCUGUUUGAUAUUCUCAUCGAAAGUGGAGAGAUUUCUGCUGACUUCAAGGAUCAGUCGUCCCCAGCUGGCAAAGAACCACCUGUGGCCCCAGCCUGUUCCCCACCGCCCAGCAGCCACCACUCCUCCGAGCUGGCGGUGCUGGUGUCCCUGGGGCAGCCGGUGCCUGUGGGCCGGCUGGAGGACUUCCUGGAGAGCAGCACCGGCCUCCCGCUGCUGACAGCAGGCCACGAUGGGCCGGAGCCCCUGUCCCUCAUUGAUGACCUCCACAGUGAGAUGCUGAGCAGCUCGGCCAUCCUGGACCACCCGCCUUCACCUAUGGACACCUCGGAAUUGCACUUUGCUCACGAGCCAUCUGGGGGCAUAGCCCUGGAUCUGGCUGAGGCUAACUUGGACAGCAUGGACUGGCUGGAGCUGCCAGGGGGUUCUGUCAUGAGCCUGGCUCCCCUGAACACCACAGCUCCCAGCCUCUUUUCCACAGACUUUCUUGAUGGACAUGAUCUGCAGCUGCACUGGGAUUCUUGCUUGUAAUUCUCUGAGCAGAGACUGAAGGGAAUGGGAGUGGGAGGGCACAGGCAUGCAGAGGGAAGAGGCCAGUCAACCAAAAAAAAGGAAAAAGAAAAGAGCUCCUAGUAUUUGUACUCCUCCCCUAACAGUGUCCUUCCUGCGUGGAGCUGGCAGUGGGCCAGGCCAGGGCAGGGAGAACGGCUGCUGGCAGGGGGAACAAUAGGCAGGAGGAGCUAUGGGGCUGGCAGCCUCCUGCCCACUCCUCACAGCCUGGCCCAGCUGGGGUGAGAGCAGAGCCAGCAGCCCCUGUUCCUCCAGGCAGGAGCAAUGGCAGCACAUUGUUCCCUCACGUGGGACAGAGCGUGACUGGGCCUGAGCUGUUUCCAGAAGCAGCACUCUGCGCCUCCCUGGGAUUGGCAGAUAAAGGGGGUUGUGCUGCCCCAGCACGGUCGGUCUUAACGGUUGUGGAAGGGGAUUCUACCUCUGGAGCAGGACACAAAGGCAGGAGGGCUGCCUGAGGCCCAGAGCAGCUGCCCUCUGUCUGUCAAGGGAGGGUCUGAUCUGCCACAGGGCUGGGAGAGCUGGGCAGAACAGGCACCUUCUCUAAAUGUAGCCAAAGGGAACUAGGGCUCCCCACCAACCUGGUAAUGUCUAAGCUGGUUUCCCAAAUAUUGCUGAGCUUGGCAGAGGCCUGCUGGCCUGCCUGCUCACUUCACUCACUUUGGGCUGCAAAACAGUUUUUAAGGUGCUAGAAUCAGGUCCUUAUACGUUAAAACUGCUGUCAGGCACAGCCCAUUGCCCCCAGCUCCCAUGGCACUUGUGACAUCCCCAGGUGAGCAGGGCAGUCAGCCUGGGCAGGGACACUGUGUGUCCUGGGGAGGGGGUGAGGGGCACAGCUGGCAAUCAGUGACAUAUCAUGGGGGCCAUGUGCAAUCUGCCUCCUGCCUUCGCUGUGUUGGUGCUGCACUGUAGCACGGGCCCCAGUGGAAAGCAGCAGUGGGGAUGGAUGUUGAACCCCGUAGGCAAGGAAGUGGGACUGCAAGAGUGGUGGUGUGUGGUGCAGCACAGGUCGUGGCUCAGUGACUGUGAGGGGCUCCUUGUGGUGUGUGGUGCAGCACAGGUCGUGGCUCAGUGACUGUGAGGGGCUCCUUUCUGGAGAGGAGCUUGAAAGCAAGUAUUGGGCAGCUGACCUCUGCUUUCCUCUCUGCAGUCCCACAGGGUAAAAGGCAAAAGUAAAUGGCUGCUUACUUUGAGCUGGUGCCCUGUGUCCUUGUAGGGCCCCAGGCUGGUGCCUUGGGGGAACUGCAGACCGAGGGGGUGGACAAGCCCCCAGGGCCUCAGAGCCAUGACGAUGCUGUUCCUUGGGCAGGGCUCAGUGGUGGAACACCAGGCCUGUGGCUCACUCCUGUGCUGUUACUCCUGUUAAUUUAGAAUUCCCGUGUCAGUAGUAACAGCCAUACUGAGCAGGUAGGACAUGGCUUACGUGGAUGUGGCCACCUUACCACAAGGCUGUCCCUGGCCCUGAGCUGGGUCCAGGCUGCUCAUGCUGAGUGAGGUGGGGGAAGCUGUGGCUUCUGAAGUCACACAGUCUGAGGUACUGACCUGCUUAGGGAAUGAAAGGAUCAACUGCCAUCCAUCUCAGUAUCUCCUUGAGGAUGCUGUCCCCACCUUUCCCCCACACCAGCCCACAGAGCUCCUGCUAGGGAGGGGUAGCUGUGAGCCACGUGCUGCUUCCCUGCAACUUUGGUACCUGGUCCUCUUCCCAGGGAGAGGCUGUGCCACAGGGGUGCUGGUACCUCUGCUCUGUGGUGAGGCAGGCGAACAGCAGCCCUGCACAAUGUGCUCUCCUUCAGCCACUGAACUGGGUGAGGUCAUGCCUGUUUGGAGCUGGGAGAUACUCCUGCUUUCCUGAGCCCUUUGCUUGUUAACUGCAUGGGGAGCCACUUUCUUAAUCAUUGCAGGGGGAGCCUGCUGGCAGCUUCCUUUCUGUCCCUUCCUCUCUCCUCUGGCCCUGAGCUGUAAGCAAGUUGAGGCCUCUUAACCUGUGUCACUCAGUGUCCAGGUUGGGAAGGACAACCCUCCCCCCCCCCGCCCUGGCUUUUUAUUCCUCAAGCUACAGUGUCACAUCCUGAAAAUCAGAAUAAAAGAGACUGGUGGGCACCCCCUUUAUCCUCCUGAGCUCUCCCUGAAUUCUCUCCUGGUGCAGCCCAGGUGCUCCCUGGGCACUGUUACUUAGCAAUCAACUUAGAGAGCUUUUACCAGCUCUGCCAGGGCAGCUGCCCAGCUGUGGGGGCAGGAGGCAAGAAACUCCUUAGAACUUUCUAAUGAGAAAAUUGUGGGGGGAGUAGGAGGAUCUCCAAAAUACUAAAAUCUGAGGGGAAAAUCUGAGGCUGCCUGUUUGUCAGACUCAAGCAAAAUCAGGUUCUUUCAGCCCAUAGUUGCAGUAGCCCCCACAAAAAUCAGCUGUGUGAUUUCUUUUGUACAAGUAAUUACAAAUCUGCAGCUAUUAAAUAAAGAAGGAAAUUAUCAAUAAAAUGCAAUGAGCUCCUAGAGGAAGGUGGGAGCAUUCCAGCUGCAGUCCUGGCCUGACCCAGCCCUGGUUCUUUGCCCUGGGCCAGGCACUCCAGUCAUUGGCAGAGAGAUGCCAAUGCCUUGAUACCAGUGUAGCCCUUCUCAGAGGUUACUGGUGAAAGGCUGAGCUCACAGCUGCUCCCUUUUGCCUUCACCUGUCCACCCUCAGGUGUGAAACUGUAGGAAUUUAGUGACCCUGACUUUGCCUAACAUACUUGCAUUGGCUGAAGAGCUUCAAGGAGCCCUGAGGAUACAGAGCCAAGAGCUUCAUGUCCCAAGGAGCUGGGCUAACCUGUGGGAGCCCCCCUGCACAAGGGGUUUCUGCCAGGGGAGUGAGUGAUAACCCUGUGCCUGUGGGGAGAGGGGAAGGUGGUGCCUCAGCCCCAGAAAUGUUAGAAAGUCUUUUCCCCAAGCAGUGCCCAGUGCAGGCUUGCCCAGUUCUCUGCUUUCUUACUAUUAUUUCUUUGAACAAUAGUUCAAUAGGUCUUUGUUGGAAGAGGUAUUCCCCUGGACAUCCAUUUUUGCACCCAUUGGGAAAAACGAAGUCUGAUGUUCUGCCUCUACCUUGAAUGUAAUCCUGAAUCUUUCUGCUGUAACCACUACUUGUUUGUAAUGUGUAUUUGACUAGCACGCACUCUCCCUUCCACUAUGCAGCCAAUGGCGAGGGGUGAUCAGCACCAUCAGUCAGAUGGUGUUGGGGCAUCAGAUCCAGAGCGAGUAUUCAACUGGAAAAGGAUAAAAGUGACAAGUUAAUGGGGGAGAGAACGGAUCUUUAAAUUGAAUUAUUUUUUCAGUUACAAAUAUUUGAAGAAAAAAAAUCCAUUUUAUUAAAAAAAUUCCAAA
Poecile atricapillus (Black-capped chickadee) is the source of this 6981-nucleotide messenger RNA. RefSeq names its product myocardin-related transcription factor A-like. The transcript is spliced from 14 exons. The record is from RefSeq and is a predicted model, not a curated record. Bases 394 to 3591 code for a protein of 1065 amino acids. Gene Ontology annotation, biological process: smooth muscle cell differentiation. Lineage: Eukaryota; Metazoa; Chordata; Aves; Passeriformes; Paridae.